AUGAGCGACAUUGAACGUAUUUGUCGUCUUUGCUUAACAGAAGAACUAGGGAACUGUCGCGAAUCCAUGAUUGUUCUGAAUGACGAUGCCGAGAUACUAGAAAUAAUUCGUGCAAUAACAUCUCUCGAGGUGAUCGUGAAUGAAGCAUACCAAUAUUUCCUAUGUGUGGAAUGUAAGGAAUCAUUGCAAAAGUGUCAGUACUUUCGCGAGCGCUGCAUUAUAAACGAUAGUAUAUUCCGAAGCAAGUUUUCCGUAAAAACAGAUGAUGCCGGUUAUUCCAAGUUGUUGCCGUCCGAUAUAGGCAAGCCUUGCGAUGACGUAAACAAAGUAGCAACUGCUAAAUCAGAAUCCACAUGUUUCGAUGAUGAAGGGCCUUUCAUUGAAGAGUGUCUUGUAGAAACGGUAGAACAAAAUGAAGCUAACAAUGAUCCGUAUGAACCACCGACAUCGUUGAAAAUAGACUUCAGAGACAGUGCAUCAUCCGCGAAAUCAAAGAGUGUUCGUAAGAAACGUAGUCGUGUGACAAAGCCUGAGUCGGAUAAGACAAACAAUAAACUGCCCUGCGCGCAGUGCGGUAAAAUGAUUGCACGUAACAACAUCAACCAACACCAGUUAACGCACGAUCCAGAUCGGCCCAAGGUGUUUUGUUCGUAUUGUGGCAAGGCAUUCAAAGACCCCAGGCGCAUGCAGCUGCACAUUAAUAGUAACCAUACUCUGGAAAAGAAAUAUCCCUGCGAAACCUGUGGCAAAGUAUAUCUUCGACCAACGUCGUUGAAGGAUCAUCAGCUUUCAAAGCACACUAACGAUAAGAAGUACGAGUGUAGCGAAUGCGGGAUGGCAUUUACCAGUUGGGCGCAACGAUGGCAUCAUUACAAGAAGGAACAUACAACAGCUAAACCAUUUGCUUGUACUUACUGUGAUUGGGCAUUUAAGUUUAAAGGUGAUCUCACGUUGCACAUCCGGAAGCACACCGGAGAAAAACCCUUUAAGUGUGACAUCUGUGGUAAAGCGUUUAACAAAAGCUACAACGUCGUGAUACAUAAAAAAUCACACCGCAACGUUUUGGCAGCCGAAGGAAGGAUACCAUCGGACAGUAUGGUACCACCGGAAAACCCUGUACCACUUGUUUUUGAAUCUAAACCCUUACAGCUGGAAGAUAAAACUGCAAUUUAGGAUAAAAAUGUGAAUGCACAAUAUUUAUAUAGGAUUAAAUUAAAUUGUUAACAAAUGCAACUUCAAAUCUACGACUGGGUGAUCUACAGAUAAGCUGAUGGGACUUUUAAAGUCCUUCGAAACUUCACCUAUAUUGAGUCUGUAAUAAGUGGGACCUCAAUGAAUUUUACGAUAACCCCACUAGUGUCCAUCGCACUAAAAUUUGACAGGCCCCGGUGGGUUGGGCG
Messenger RNA from Anopheles nili, 1400 nucleotides. RefSeq names its product zinc finger protein 43-like. The transcript has 3 exons. Gene Ontology annotation, cellular component: nucleus. Gene Ontology annotation, molecular function: DNA-binding transcription factor activity; RNA polymerase II cis-regulatory region sequence-specific DNA binding; zinc ion binding. Bases 1 to 1173 code for a protein of 390 amino acids. The record is from RefSeq and is a predicted model, not a curated record. Gene Ontology annotation, biological process: regulation of transcription by RNA polymerase II. NCBI's taxonomy places the organism in Eukaryota, Metazoa, Arthropoda, Insecta, Diptera, Culicidae.